ACAAAACCAAAAGCAAAAGACUUUUUGUUGAGAGGUGGGGAGGAUCUACUUAAAUAGACAAAUGCAUGACCAACUUGACUAAGGAAAAUAUAAAGAAAGUACAAAUAUACAACAUUUGAGUUCUAAGUAAACCUUCCAAAAAUAGGUACUCUACUGCAAUUCAAACUUCUUAGUAAAAGAGUAAGUGAUGAUCAGUCAGUUCUCUAACUCUUGUAUGAAGUUAGACUAUGCUCAAUGUCAAGCACCUGGUAGAGAUGCUGUAGCAGUUUGCUAGGGCCACCAUAACAGAGUACCACCAUUCUGGAAGCUAGAUGUCUGAGAUCAAGGUAUUGGUGGGGUCAGUUCCUUUGCAGAAUAUCAGAAAAGAUCUGUUCCAGGCCUCUCCUUAACUUGUAGAUGGCCAGCUUCUCCUGGUGUCUUCACAUUGUUUUCCUUCUCUAACUUAUCUGUAUCCAAACGUCUUCAUUUUUAAUGAAGAAAUCAGCCAUUUUGAAUUAGGGCCCACCCACAAUGAUCUUGUUUUAACUUGAUUACCUCUGUAAAGUCUCCAUCUCCAUAAAAGGUCAUAUUCUGAGAUACUAGGGGUAGGACUUCAACAUACAAAUUUGGGGAAACACAAAUCAAACUGUAACAGAUGCUCCUUUUCUUUGAUUAAUCAAUCAUUUGGCUUCAUGAGGUUUAUCCUAAAACAAAACUUUGAAAGAUACCACACCCUAUUUUAUUUAUAAGAGUUUUAAGCAUUACCAUAUUUAAGGAGUAAGGUGGACCAUAGAAAUCUACUCUGUUACUGAGAAAACAGGCUCAGUGAUAUUGGUUGACUUUCUAGUCAGUCCAUCGUAUCUUGGCUUUCUGGUAUCACCUCUUCCAAAUUCUUCAUGCCACUGGGAGACUAGGCAGGGAACCCAGUCAGUGCUGGGCUGGUGCUGGUGUCACGGACUUGGAGAUAUAAUGCUUCUGUGUCCUUGUUCUGCAGAGCUUGUGCCUUCCUAGCAAGCACUACUUGCGUUGGGCCGAGUCAGAUGCAGUCAGAGGAGCAUCCUCUAUUGCCUCUGGCUUUUUUUCCCUCUGCCUUCACAAAACUACACUGGAAUAUUUGUGCAGUUUUGUGUUUUGGUUUUUAAAACUUCCUGUGGGAAUAAACUGUCACAGAAUUGUCCUUGUAUAGUUUUAAUCAUUUAGGCAAUAACAAAGGUUUAUUGUAAUUGAUUUGGAAUUAUAGGCACUUCUUUUAGCUAUAUACAACGUAUUAUUGGAAUUAACAUUUAGAAGUCCUGCAGUGGUGCUAUUCUUAUUAAAUUUGGUUCUAGAACCAAAGAUACUGAUUCAAUAAAUUUCUGGUAGUCCCAGAUACCUGCAUUUUUAGCAGGCAUCCCGAUGAUUCUUUACUCAGUUUUCACACCAUACUUUGAACAACAACAAAAGCACCCUGCUUUAAAUCAACACAUUGAUCAUCAAUUUUUAAAUAGCUGCUGCUGGGAGUGAUUGUUUUAUUUCCCAGUAACAUCAUAUUUUGUCAAAUCUAAGUUUUUUUGUUACUAUAAGUCACAUCACUACUUCAUGUAUCACUAAGAAUGAAAAAAAAAAAACCUCUUCAAUAAACAGUGACACAGAGCCUUAGAGUCCCUCUAGACCUGUGAAAUAUUCACACCAACAACUCAUUGUUUUGAAAUUUCUAUCCAGAGAGAUUUAGCAAUUUCUUCUGCUUUCAGCUGAAUUACUGGGGCUGUGAUAGGCAAAACUUUUACAUGUGCUGUAGCUGCUUCUACUUACCAUAACCAUUCCCAAGAAAACCUGAAAUCGCUGUCAUUCUUCCAAUAGUCAUGUUCCAAUAGUGAACAUCCGCUUCCCUUAUAAAAAUACAUACCCCAUAUCUCUUUAUAUGCUAGUUUAGAGUGAAGUGUGUUUUAAAUUGUUAGAGGAAAAAAUAUUGAGGAAAAGGGUUGUUAUAUUUUUAAACAUGAUUUUAUGAAAUUAUUUGUGUACGUUAAGAAUUUUUGUCUUUGUGCAGUUAAUAGAAAACAUUACUUGGAAUUUCAAUGAAGCAGCAUGAUGAUCAAUUCAGAAUUUACAUCUCCAAGUCCAGUGAAGUCACCUACUUUUCCAUAAUUUUUUUUGGCUCUGUAGACUGAGGAGGCAGUAUCUACUGACAGUCCCUGUAUUGUUUGUUAGUUUCAGCAGAGGUACUCAGUGAGGGAGUGGAGCCAGUCCAGCGCUCCAGCAGGCUCAGUGUACAAGGAAGAGUUUGUGAAGGCUCCCGCUCUUCCUGUCAUAAAACGUGUGACAGGUUAAAGUACUUCUCAACUCUUGGUACCUUUGUUGUACAGAAAUUACAGACUGGCUGAAUCGACUAUUGCUAAGAAACAUGCUUCUAGGCAGUACAUGCCAUACUACCACCCUUCCUGCUCUUGUGCGCACACCUACCCUGAUGAUGCAGCCUUCACUGGACAUCAAACCGUUUAUGUCUUUUCCAGUGGACAGCAGUUCUGCUGUUGGACUCUUUCCAAACUUUAACACAAAAAGAAGAGGCUUAUUUGGGACCAAUAAAUUCUGUCAGAUGGAUCCUGUGCAAAAAGCAGUCAUUAACCACACAUUUGGAGUGUCUAUUCCUCCAAAGAAGAAACAAGUUAUUUCUUGUAAUGUCUGUCAGCUUCGCUUUAACUCAGAUAGCCAGGCCGAGGCCCACUACAAAGGAAGUAAACAUGCCAAGAAGGUCAAAGCACUAGAGGCAACGAAAAACAAACCCAAAAUGGUUUCUUCCAAGGACAGCGCAAAGGCUAAUACCAGCUGCUCCAUCACUCCAAUCACAGGCAACAGCUCUGACAAAUCAGAAGACAAAGGGAAGCUAAAAGUCAGCAGUUCUGGUCAGCUGUCAAGCUCUGAAGGUGGCCCAUUUCUCCUCAAACCUGGCACAACAUCCCUGCCACCGGGAGCAGACACCUCUCCCUCCAAGAGCACAAAUGGAGCUCCUGGUACUCUUUCUGAAUCAGAAGAAGAAAAAGCCAAAAAAUUGCUUUAUUGUUCUCUAUGCAAAGUGGCUGUGAACUCCCUGUCACAGCUAGAGGCACACAACACAGGGUCUAAACACAAGACCAUGGUUGAAGCUCGUAAUGGGGCUGGUCCGAUUAAGUCCUAUCCUCGACCUGGGUCAAGAUUAAAGAUGCAUAAUGGCAGUAAGGGUUCAGGACUACAGAACAAGACAUUUCAUUGUGAAAUCUGUGAUGUUCAUGUUAAUUCAGAAAUUCAACUCAAACAGCACAUUUCUAGCCGAAGGCAUAAGGAUCGAGUUGCAGGGAAGCCACUGAAGCCGAAAUACAGCCCGUACAACAAACUCCAGCGGAGCCCAAGCAUUUUAGCAGCAAAACUUGCAUUCCAGAAAGAUAUGAUGAAGCCUCUGACCCCGGCCUUCCUGUCCUCGCCCCUGGCAGCAGCCGCGGUGUCUUCCGCACUGUCGCUACCGGCACGGCCAUCAGCCUCGCUCUUCCAGGCCCCGGCCCUACCGCCCGCUCUGCUGCGGCCCGGCCACGGGCCCAUCCGCGCUGCACCUGCCUCCAUCCUCUUCGCUCCCUACUAA
Messenger RNA from Phyllostomus discolor (pale spear-nosed bat), 3571 nucleotides. It is a transcript of the gene ZNF385B, whose product is annotated as zinc finger protein 385B. Gene Ontology annotation, cellular component: nucleus. The transcript has 9 exons. Lineage: Eukaryota; Metazoa; Chordata; Mammalia; Chiroptera; Phyllostomidae. Gene Ontology annotation, molecular function: nucleic acid binding; zinc ion binding. The record is from RefSeq and is a predicted model, not a curated record. Bases 2363 to 3571 code for a protein of 402 amino acids.